GCCCCAGGUGAGCAGUACAGGGGCUGAGGGGCCCCAGGUGAGCAGUACAGGGGCUGAGGGGCCCCAGGUGAGCAGUACAGGGGUUGAGGGGCCCUCAGGUGAGCAGUGCAGGGGCUGAGGGGCCCCAGGUGAGCAGUGCAGGGGCUGAGGUGCCUCAGGUGAGCAGUGCAGGGGCUGAGGGGCCCCAGGUGAGCAGUGCAGGGGCUGAGGGGCCCCAGGUGAGCAGUGCAGGGGCUGAGGGGGCUCCAGGUGAGCAGUACAGGGGCUGAGGGUCCCCAGGUGAGCAGUACAGGGGCUGAGGGUCCCCAGGUGAGCAGUGCAGGGGCUGAGGGUCUCCAGGUGAGCAGUGCAGGGGCUAAGGGGGCUCCAGGUGAGCAGUGCAGGGGCUGAGGGUCCCCAGGUGAGCAGUGCAGGGGCUUAGGGGCCCCAGGUGAGCAGUGCAGGUGAUGUGCGGAGCCCCAGGAGUUCAAUACAGCUGUUGAGGGGACCCAGGAGGGAGUGGUGGUCAGAGGGGCAGCUUGGGGCUGAGAGGUUCCCAGGAGGGUAGUACAGGGGACACGGCCCCCCCCCCCCAGGAGGGCAGUAAUGGGACUGAAGGGCCUCUGAAUGAGAGACAGAGGGGCCCCAUGAGCAGAGUGUUUCUUCUGAGCGAAGUUAUCUGACAAGCCAUACCAUGGUCUACGGGUUCAUUAUCCACACAGUGGGGACGGGCCCAAACGGGAGCCCCAAGCCGUGCCGGGUCCUCUACUCCCGAGUCUUCCAUUGUGACCUGGUGGAUGAGAAGCUGCUGUCGGGGGAGGAUGAGCUGGAGCAGGAGAUGGUGAGACGGAAGGAUCAGAUCGCUGUCGUAGCCAGGCAGGCCGAGACGAUGUGUCAGCUGAGACGUCAGGUGUCUGGGCGGCCAGCGAGUGACUUUAUUGUCCAUUCGUCAGACGAAGCCGUCUCUCUCCACGAGGAGGAUGUUGGGGUGUUCGGGCUGUCAGCGGGGGACCCCUUCUACCAGGAGAUGGCUGUCCUGUGGGUGGGGGUGUAUUCUCUGGUCUUCUCACUGAUCUGUGAUCCUCAGGACAAUGUCGCCUUGGCUGAGAGCACCCUGAGGAUGGUGGUGAAGUAUCUGGUGGACUCUCUGAAGCUCCUGACUCACAGCAGCAACGCCAUCCUCCGAGCGGACAAGAUUCAGAUGGCUCUGGACAAGUUUAUUCCGCAGGGGCAGCUGCUGUUCCUCAACCACCAGGCGGUGCAGGUCCUGGAGAAGGAGCUCAGCAACGCACUGACUCUCUAGUGACUAAUCGCGUUCAUUCUGCUCAGACGAAACUGGACUCCAUCUCGUUACAACCACCCUGCUCUUACGUACUAUACUCUCUCCCAUCAGACUCUUCCCACGUAGACCAGGAGCAGAAUCGGGCAGCACAUUCUCUGCAGGUUGUUCAGCUAUGGUUCCCACAAUGCCUUGCUUCUAAUUAUGCCCAGAACUUGUACAUGAAUCGUCAGUAAAUGCAGAGGUCGUGGCUCCA
This is a messenger RNA of Pseudophryne corroboree (corroboree frog), 1514 nucleotides long. RefSeq names its product adaptor related protein complex 5 subunit sigma 1 (gene AP5S1). Gene Ontology annotation, cellular component: late endosome; lysosome; AP-type membrane coat adaptor complex. Bases 674 to 1282 code for a protein of 202 amino acids. Gene Ontology annotation, biological process: endosomal transport; double-strand break repair via homologous recombination. The transcript is spliced from 3 exons. Lineage: Eukaryota; Metazoa; Chordata; Amphibia; Anura; Myobatrachidae. The record is from RefSeq and is a predicted model, not a curated record.